GAGAAGAGCUCCGUCCUGGGUGAACUGGCUCACAAAGCCGGACUCACAGAGCAGAUCCUGAACUCGGUGCCGGGGAUCAAAUGUAACCCGGUCCAAGGCGCCAUGUACGCCUUCCCUCAGAUCUUCAUCCCUCCCGGAGCCAUCCAGGAAGCUCAGUCCCUGUCCAUGGCCCCUGACAUGCUGUACUGUCUCAAGCUGCUGGAGGAAACUGGAAUCUGUGUUGUUCCGGGAAGCGGAUUCGGGCAGAGGGAGGGAACGUAUCACUUCAGGAUGACCAUCCUGCCGAGCCCAGAGAAGCUGAAAGUCCUGCUCGGGAAGCUGAAGGAGUUCCACCUCCGGUUCCUGGAGGAGUAUUCACAGCAGGAAGCUCCGCUCAGCAGAGAAACGUCAAAACACCCAGACUGAAGCUUUAAAAAACGCGCGACGGCGUGUGUGUGACGUUAAAACCGCUUUGAGUUGACUCGUUUUUCAGAAAUGUGUGACAGAAAUAUUGUGCCUUCUCCUCACGCGACGUCUGAAGAGGGAAAGGCUCAUUCUGCUCUCCCAUCACGCUCUCGUCGAUCUUUGCUCUGUGGCGAACGUCCUCUGAGAGUCUUAUAUUCACGCAUCCGCUCCUCAUCUACACACACACACACACACACACACACACACACACACACACACACACACACACACACACACACAGCCAUGCUCAGCUCACACAGCUGACGCUCAGCCAAGGACACAUCCGCUUGAUUUUAGGCGUAUGAGGAGUUUGUGCCUCUUUAAAUGCCUCCGUAGAAGUGCAGCUACAGUUUUACAAAUGUCAUUUUUUUUUGUUUGUUUCUGUAUUUAACAUUAAAGUGUCGGCUCAUAUCACAAAAUAAAUAUUUAA
Plectropomus leopardus (leopard coralgrouper) is the source of this 874-nucleotide messenger RNA. The record is from RefSeq and is a predicted model, not a curated record. NCBI's taxonomy places the organism in Eukaryota, Metazoa, Chordata, Actinopteri, Perciformes, Serranidae.